This is a messenger RNA of Penicillium alfredii, 1581 nucleotides long. RefSeq names its product putative mRNA processing protein (Mss51). Gene Ontology annotation, biological process: mitochondrial respiratory chain complex IV assembly. Gene Ontology annotation, cellular component: extrinsic component of mitochondrial inner membrane. The transcript is spliced from 3 exons. Lineage: Eukaryota; Fungi; Ascomycota; Eurotiomycetes; Eurotiales; Aspergillaceae. The record is from RefSeq and is a predicted model, not a curated record. Bases 1 to 1581 code for a protein of 526 amino acids.
AUGACUGGCGGCUAUACCUGUGCCCAGUGUCUCCAGGGGCUCCGGCGUGGAGUGCAAUCUGCAGGACCGCAGGUUCGCUUGCAACGCCUGGCGCAUUCACGACGGAGCGCCGUCGCUCCAUCCGUCAUUCGAAGCUUUGGCUCACAACGCAAUGGUCGAUCGCUGGGAGAAAGCAAACUUGAACUCGGUAAAGGCGUGACUGGGGAUUCAAGCUCUGUAUCUAAAUCUGUCCCCUCAUCACUCACGCAGAGAGCGGCCUCCACGUCAACCGGGCCCUCCGUGGAUACGCGAGCUCUAUUGAAACUCAACAACCUGUUUCACUCAUUUUCGAACUCGCCCUCGUCCGCCAUCCGGCAACGUGCUGCAUUUAUCAAGCAAAAUGCCUUCUGCCCUCACCCGAGCCACCAGCAGACCCGUGCCCCCGUCUCGCCGCAUGAUCCGGAAGCGAGGAAAACAACCGACGCCAGCUUGCCUCCGGCUCACUCGCACUUUGAAUGCCCCGACUGCGGUGUACCUAUCUACUGUUCUGAGGGUCAUUGGAUGGACGAUUUUGAGGCGCAUCUCGAGAUUUGCGAUACCAUUCGCCAGAUCAAUGAGGAUGACCACGACUUGCAUUCCGGGCGCUUUUUCCCCGAAUUCUCCUACCCCGGCGUUCAAGAUGACAACUUCGUAAUCAACAUGACCAACUGGGAUACCUACCUCUACACACGCGAAUUUGAAGCCAUCAACCAUGACCGCCCCAUGCGCCAGGUGACUCGCAUGCUCACCUACCCGCAGACCAUUGCGAGUGUCUUACAUGAGCUGAGCCCUUAUAACGUUCGUGCCAGUGGACGAUUGACUUCUGAAGGACUGAAGAGUCUGAGCGUUACUGAUCAACCCUGUUUGGAGGAUCUAGCUCUUCGAUACUCUCUGCACCCUCCGAAAACUGGCGAGAGCACCGACAUCAAGGGUCUCCGUCUUAAGGCGCCCCCGGUCCGGAUCUUCAUCCUCGGCGCUCGUGCCGAAUCGUCGCUGCCCCGUGAAGUUUGGAUGCAGCUCUCCUACAUGUUCCCGCGCGCCUUGCUGCAUCUCGUUUUCAUUGGACCGGAGAGCAUGGCAAACCGUGAUGCCGAGUUCCCACUCCCCGACCGGGUGCCCGAAAACCCGUUUGGCGGGAUCGUCGAGGAUCGAUUGGGUGGUCAGAUGAAGAUUACCACCUACGUAGACUAUUUCCACACCAUGUACCAGGCACAAUACUUCCAGCCGUUUGACCCGUACCUGGACUGCUUCAUGCUUUUCCACCCAGGUCUGGGUCACCCGGCUAGCUCACAUGAGUGGGAGCAAACUCUCCCACAGCUCUUGGAGACCAAGAUUCCCAUUCUCUGCACCGGCUAUACGCAGUGGGAUAUGGAGCGCGACAUCAACUGGGUCCGUGAGAAGUGCGGUGGCGAGUUCGACGUCCUUCUGGAGCCUGGUGAAAACAUUUUCCGCAGUUUGCGCUGGGAUUUGAACGAUCUCGAUCCGCAUGACGUCUCGUGCGGGAAUUGGGGUUUAUGGGCUUUCCGAGGAAAGAGGUACGAGGCUACGUUCCAGGAAAACUAA